Molecule: messenger RNA, 2503 nt
Organism: Dromaius novaehollandiae (emu)
Lineage: Eukaryota; Metazoa; Chordata; Aves; Casuariiformes; Dromaiidae
Gene: ENTPD2
Product: ectonucleoside triphosphate diphosphohydrolase 2
Exons: 9
Coding region: 37-1527 (496 amino acids)
Cellular component (GO): plasma membrane
Molecular function (GO): hydrolase activity
Source: RefSeq, a predicted model, not a curated record
AGCGCCCGCCCGGCCCCGCCGCCGCCGCCGCCCGCCAUGGCCCGCCGCGUCGCCGCCGUCCUGCUGCUCCUCGCCCUCGGCUGCCUCCUGGGCAUCCUGCUGCUCUGCCUGGGCUCCGGCGACACGCGCGGCCCGCCGGGCUUCAAGUAUGGCAUUGUGCUGGAUGCUGGUUCCUCCCACACAGCCAUGUUCAUCUACAAGUGGCCUGCAGACAAGGAGAAUGACACCGGGGUGGUCAGUGAGCACAGCAUGUGCGACGUAGAAGGUCCAGGCAUCUCCAGCUACAACACCAACCCUCCAGGUGCUGGGCAAAGCUUAGUCCACUGCCUGAACCAGGCUCUGAAAGAUGUGCCCAAGGAGAAGCACGUGAGCACCCCGCUCUACCUGGGUGCCACAGCUGGCAUGCGCCUGCUCAACAUCACAAACCACCAGGCCUCAGACGCCGUCCUCAACACUGUGACAGCCACCCUGAAGUCAUAUCCCUUCGAUUUCCGUGGGGCAAAGAUACUGUCAGGGGAAGAGGAAGGGGUGUUUGGCUGGGUCACAGCAAACUACCUCCUGGAGAACUUCAUCAAGCGUGGCUGGCUUGGGGAAUGGAUCCAGCCCAAGAAGAAGACCCUGGGGGCCAUGGAUCUCGGAGGUGCUUCCACACAGAUCACUUUUGAAACCAAGGACACCAUCGAAGAUCCCCAAAAUGAGGUUAUGCUGAAGCUGUAUGGCCAGGCAUACAAAGUGUAUACUCACAGCUUCCUCUGCUAUGGAAGAGACCAAGUCCUCAGGAGGCUGCUCUCGAAGCUCCUGCAGGCUGGGAACUACCAAGCAACCAUCUCCAAUCCCUGCUGGCCCAUGGGCUACCAGAAAAACCUGACGCUGAGCAGCAUCUAUGACACCCCCUGCACGGAGAAGGAGAAGCCCGGCAUUCCCCUCAGCACUUCUCUCGUCAUGGUCGGCGCUGGAAAUGGGAACCUCUGCGCUCUGUAUGUCAGCAAGCUCUUCGACUUCACCACCUGCCCCUUCUCCCGCUGCUCCUUUGAUGGCAUUUUCCAGCCUGAUGUUUCAGGAAACUUCAUCGCCUUCUCUGCCUUCUUCUACACGGUGGACUUUAUCCAGACAGUGAUGGGGAGACUCGUGCGCUUGCCCAGUGACCUGAAGGAUGCUGCCGAGACCAUCUGUGCCACUAGUUGGAGUGAGCUGCUCCAGAAAGCCCCCAAAAUGGAGAAGAGGCUGCCGGAUUACUGUGCUAUCAGCAUGUUCGUUUAUUUGCUCACCACCAAAGGCUACAACUUCAACAACCAUUCCUUCCCCAACAUUGCCUUUCAGAAGAAGGCAGGAGAAACCUCCAUUGGCUGGGCUCUGGGCUACAUGCUGAACCUCACCAACAUGAUCCCAGCAGAGGAGCCAGCUUCCCACAAAAGCAUAUUGUACAACAACUGGGUCAUCCUCAUCCUGCUCUUUGUGUUCACCACCCUGACGGCAUUGGUGACUGCCGUUUGCCUGCUCCGGCGCAGCAAAUCCAGUGCAAUCUAACCUCAGGGGCAGGACAGGCCUUGCCUGCAGAACUGAGCACCAUCCCUCCUGCUGGUGUCUCCACGGCCUGAAUACUUGGGAUGCAGCCAGUGCUUGGAGACAUCUUCCUCUGACACUUGAUGUUGUCUGUCACAGAAGGAAAGCUGUCCCUUUUUGCCCUCCCCUUGCUUUCAAGUUGCAGACAGGAGAGGACAGAAGAGGACUGCUGACCCUGCAGAGCUGCAGGAGGAGAACAUCUUAAGGGUUUCCCAGUGCUACUCAGGGAUAGAUCCCAGAGGAGGCUUGAGACUUGGAAAAUCAGAUCUGGGGCAUCUCUCUGCCACCAGAUGUGGGCUGGACUGAGCUAAUGGAGUCCAGACAACAGCAGGAAGAUUUUAUUCUCAUGUGGAUGGAGCUACUUAUGCUAGUCCUUAUAGCUGAUGUCAUUAGCCCAUCCCCAGAGCACCAGCCAAGUCCUUCAAGUGAGCAUCACCCAGGAACUUGUGCUCUUUUCCUGGCUGAUGCACAAACCCCGGUGACCUUGCUGAGGGCCACACUGUGGGCCUGGACUUCCAUCUGCCUCAGCACAGAGGCUUCAGGUCAGAAAUUGGGAGCAGGCAGCUUCCCAGCUCCCCACUUCAGCAACCAGACACUAUGUCUUCCUCAUUCUGGUGUUUCCUAAGCCAGUCUCCCAUUUGCCACAGCCACUGCCUACUCCGCACUCCUCUGUCACAGGGCAAGGCAUAAAAAGCCUCUCCCUGCAGGAGAGAGAGGAUCUUCAGGCUGCCCUGGUGCAUGGCUGAGCCAGCACAGAGAUAGCAGACUAGCUGCGGGAGCAGGGCUUUGUGCUGCUUUAGGAUUUAAGCCCUGCAUCACCAGCCAAGCCAGAUAGCUGAGAGGAUGUGCCUUCUUUUCCAAAUGAGUAAAAACAGGGAUAUGCAAAUGUGCAAAGGGUUUUUUUUUUUUUUUUAAUCAGAAAUAAAUCUUUGUAACCAUU